AAGUGUGCACCGGAUAUUGGAAAACCCAUUCUUCUUGCUGAUGCUGUUGGGAUAAUAGAUUAUUAUCUGGACAUCGCCGCAUCUGCACAGAAAGACACAUCCGGACUAACGCAAGGCCUGGCUUAAGAAUCAAAGGGAAUGUGCUAGUUUAGAAGGAUUCAAACAUUUUUGGACUGUAGCAGUUUAGAGAGGAGGGGGUCCCUGGUAUCGAUCAAUGAAUGGAUUCAAUCUGAGCAUUCUGACUUGGGAUAUUUGAGUCUCUGCUCUUAAAUAAAUCAAUCUAUGGCAAAUGUAGCCUUCCUCUGCGGGUCUGGAUGAGAUCUUUCUCCUGCUUUGCUUUUAUCCAGCUGCAUAAGCUCCACAGGACCAGUAAGCUUUAAACUACUCUUUGAUAGGACACAUUAUUGUGGAUAUUACCUCCCAGUCACACCUCACACCUCCUCUGCUUUCUGGUUCUUUCUACCGUCCCUCUGAUGAUGCUGCUUUAGUGCAAAAGACACAAACCGAUCUUGGAGAUACUUCAUUCCGGGUCUUGUAGGAUGGAAACUGGGCCGGUUCUCACUUCUGACCGCAUGACAAACAAGUGCAUGGGAGUAGCCUGCAGGGCCCGGCUUUAGAUCACGACUAGUCCUCCGUACCUCUCCCUAGCUCCUCACCGCCCUGUGAUGUGUGUUACGGCAUUAUUACGCACGGAGCAGGAGAGACCACUAUCUUGAUCUCCCUUUUUUAUCAGGACUAGAACUGCAUCUCGGGGAAGGAUGAGCAGCAAGGAUCUGACAGUGGCCCAGUCCAGCCAGUACGUGGGGCCUUACCGGCUGGAGAAGACUCUAGGGAAGGGCCAGACAGGUCUGGUGAAGCUGGGUGUCCACUGUAUAACCGGACAGAAGGUGGCCAUAAAGAUUGUCAACAGAGAGAAACUCUCCGAAUCAGUUCUCAUGAAGGUGGAGAGAGAAAUAGCUAUUCUUAAAUUAAUAGAGCACCCUCACGUUCUGAAGCUGCAUGAUGUCUAUGAGAAUAACAAAUACUUGUACCUGGUGUUGGAGCAUGUGUCUGGCGGUGAGUUAUUUGAUUACCUGGUGAAGAAGGGCAGGCUGACCCCCAAAGAGGCCAGAAAGUUCUUUCGACAAAUCAUCUCUGCCCUUGACUUCUGCCACAGUCACUCAAUAUGUCACAGAGACCUGAAGCCUGAGAAUCUUCUCCUGGAUGAGAAGAAUAACAUCAGGAUAGCAGACUUUGGAAUGGCCUCACUACAAGUCGGUGACAGCCUGCUGGAAACCAGUUGUGGAUCUCCACAUUAUGCCUGUCCAGAGGUCAUAAGGGGGGAGAAGUAUGAUGGUCGCCGGGCAGAUGUCUGGAGCUGUGGAGUGAUCCUCUUCGCUCUUCUUGUGGGUGCCUUGCCCUUUGACCAUGAUAACCUGCGGCAGCUUCUAGAGAAAGUGAAGAGUGGGGUGUUCCACAUGCCCCACUUCAUACCUCCUGACUGCCAGUCUCUGCUAAAAGGGAUGAUUGAAGUCAACGCUGACAAGAGACUCACGCUAGAAGCAAUACAAAAACACGCCUGGUAUCAGAGCGGUCGUAAUGAGCCUUGUCCAGAGCAGCCGCCCCCUCGUCGUGUUUGUGUGAAGAGGAUCGUGUCCUUAACAGAGCUGGACCCUGAUGUCCUUGAAAGCAUGUACUCCUUAGGGUGCUUUAGAGAUCGGGUCAAACUCAUACAGGACCUUACAAGUGAGGAGGAGAACCAGGAGAAGAUGAUCUACUACCUCCUGUUGGACAGGAAGGAGCGAUACCCUAGCUAUGAGGAUGAGGAUCUACCACCUAGGAAUGAUUUAGACCCACCCAGGAAGCGCGUGGACUCCCCCAUGCUCUCACGUCAUGGCCGUUGUCGUCCAGAGAGGAAGAGCCUGGAGGUCCUCAGUGUCACAGAUCAGGGGUCUCCCACCCCACCUCGCAGGGCCCUGGACACUAGUGCGCACAGCCAGAGGUCUCGUUCAGUCAGUGGAGCGUCCACAGGCCUGUCCUCCAGUCCACUCAGCAGUCCCAGGAGCCCGGUCUUCACUUUCAGCCAAUCAGAAGUCACCCCCACCUCCACUUCCACCUCCAAAGACCCCAAAGCAGGAAAUACCACCACUUCUCGGCCCACCCGCCAGAUGCCUGACCCAAAAACCCAAACCCUGCCCUCAAAGGGCCCCACUGAGCGACCACAGCUUCACUCCAUGAAGUCCCUCCCUCUGCAGACACCACGCUCCCCCUCACCAUCCCCGUCCCCCCUCGUCUCUCCAUUUCCACGCAUCUACUUCCCCUCUCCAUCUGUCUUCAAGUCUAAGAACGUCCACUCACCCUCUAACUCCUCUGCCACUCCUCCUCCUGUGUCGCAGGUCACGCCGCAGGGCUCACCGCUGCCCACACCACUGGGCACGCCUGUGCACCAAAUCCAACACCCCUCCUCCACUACCCCUCCCUCCUCUUCUUCCUCGUCUUCUUCUUCCAGAGCGGAUGGAGCUGGCGCCUCGCUGUCGCUGACACCACCCUCCAGCCCGGGUGGCAGUGGCGGUCUGGCCGCCUCAAGCUCCGCCCACUGGAGAACAAGGCUAAACUCGUUCAAAAACAACCUACUGGGCUCGCCGUUCCAUCGGCGUAAACUGCAAGUCCCAACAUCAGAGGACAUGUCCAGUUUGACUCCAGAGUCCAGUCCUGAACUGGCUAAGAGGUCCUGGUUCGGUAACUUCAUCAGCCUGGAGAAAGAAGAGCAGAUCUUUGUCUUGAUUCGAGACAAGCCGCUCAGCUCUAUCAAAGCCGAUAUCGUCCAUGCCUUCCUCUCUAUCCCAUCCCUCAGCCACAGUGUGGUGUCUCAGAACAGUUUCCGGGCAGAGUACAAGUCCUCCGGUGGCCCCUCUGUCUUCCAGAAGCCUGUCAAGUUCCAAGUGGACAUUGGUUUCUCUGAGGGGGAGAGAGAGCGAGAGAGGGAACGAGCAGAGAGGGAAGGAAGAAGAGAGAUGGGGAUCUACAGCGUCACCUUUACGCUAAUAGCAGGUCCCAGUCGCAGGUUUAAGAGGGUAGUGGAAACCAUACAAGCUCAGCUUCUGAGUACUCAUGAUCAGCCUUCUGUGCAGGCACUGGCUGAUGAGAAGAACGGUCAGCUUACCCGUCAACCCAGCACUCCUUCUCGUCAGAACUCCCGGCGUUCUGAAAGCGGAUCAGAGCGGGAGCGGGAGCGGGGAGAGAAGGAGCGUGCAGCAGAUGGGGUAAGCGGAAGUGGGAGCAGUAGUGGGACGGUCCUGCAAAGGCGAGGAUCAGGGAAGGACAAAACCAGACUCCUCUCGUCAUCCAACGGGACACAGUCUCAUCCCUGAAAAGAAUGUUUCGGAAGAAAGGCGAGGGUCUUCUUCCUUGCCUUUUUCUCUUCCUUCCCUCAAUCCUUCCCACAUUCUUUCCUAACCUUUUCCUUACUUCCUGUCUUGCUUCCUUCUGUUAUUCCAAAGCAAUGGGAGAGGAGCAGUUCUUCUUCAAAGGGAUAUGAUGGAGGAUGGCUCCCUCCAAUGGCUAAGUUGAAAAUGUAUACUUGUAGGAGGCAGGUUGAUCUCUGGUCAGCCUUCAAGGGCAGGUUCACCCUGGAGAAACACAUCCAAGGAUGGGGCAUCCAAGAAGUCCCAUCUUACCAGAGACAUACAGGAAAAGCUUACGCUCUGAUGAAUCUAAAAAGCACAUGACUGUUCAACCAUUAAUCACAUGCAAGUCAAGGUUCAAAUCCCAAAGGAAACCUCCCAUCAGCCACUCGAAACAACACUGGACAGCAUUCUCAUUUAUCUUUUUUUUUUGGGACAGCUUACGGUCGCCUGGAUUAUCAAGCCUCCUCAACAAUAUCUGAUCAAAACCUGAUGAGCCUGUCUCCUCUCUUCCCCUCACUCUGUUUAAGGACAAAACUUUAUUCACAACUAUGGAAGGUUAAUUCUGAACAGAAAUUACAGUUAAUGAAGACUUGAUUGUUGGCAUGGAUUUUUUCCCUUAAGAAUAAGCAAAGCUUAAAAAUUAUUUCAUCAUCAGUGAGUCUGAAAGCAGAGGAAAACAUGACAGAAGAUGGAUCUGACAGGGUCUACAUUAUGUGGCCCUACAGCUAUGUGAAUAUCAAAACCGGACAGACAGGAUGCAAUAUUUCCUUGAGUGUAUGAGCAGCGUAGAGUCCCACAAUUAUUCCAGUAGUUCCACAGAUAAAGCUAUGAUACCGUAAUGCCUUUAAUGGAGGAGAAAAAGUGGACAGAGAGCUAGAUUUAGCCCCAUUUUAAGGACACUAGUCACACUACCAGUAGAAUGUCUCACAUGUAAAAAUACCCACUGAAAGAGAUGGAUAUGAAUAGUAAAAUAGAGUUUAGCUAGUGAGGGGUAUUUAGUAGAAAUGGAAGGACAGUAAAAUUAGUGGCUGAAAAUGUAGCCUAACUCACAAAUAAUGUUUACAGUCAAUUCUGUCAAAAAUAGGAUUUUUUUAUACUAUAUGUAGAACGAAUAUAUAGUUCUAAGUAGUUUUUCUUCUCUUCAUUCUGACUGUGAAGCAAUACUUUCUAAGUGAAGUGAACGAUAGGAAACAAAAUCAACAAAAUGAUCCAACAAAAUGAUAAUUAGCCAAAGCUGUUGUUAAGCUACAGCAGUUUUAGCCUAGCUAAAGUAGCCUAUGUGAAGCCCCAGCCCUGAACAGCUGUUGUCAAGACCAUAUCAGCUAUAACUAGCACAGCUGGCCCGUCCACAGUCAUUGAAACACGAAUGCACAUGAAUGCAGACAUCUAGUAAGGACCUCUCAAAUCAAGUUUUUUGUUUAAAAAUCUUCUGUUAGCUAAGUCACAAUCUUAGCUAACUUAACUAGCCUGCUCUAGCUACGGAAAAACUUAAGCCCAAGUCAAAACUAUACCUCUUUCUUUCUUUGUAAUUAAGUUAGGUCUGAUUCAAGAAAAUUAAUAUGGCGGCUUAAAAUGAUCUGAAUCCUUUGGAUUAGCAUUAGUGCUAACAAAGGAUUCUAUCAAAAUGUAGCUAUUGCUAUUAGUGCUUUGAAGCCCUGCCGCCCCCAGUUGAUUUAGAAGUUUUCGAUACUUGCUGUGACAACACUGACUAAAACAUCCAAGUAGAAUUCUAAUGUGGUGGCUUUUGCUAAAUUAACAGCUUGUUGAUAUGGUCUAAAUGCUAAGCUAUGACACAAGCCUACAGAGGUUUGCCAGGACAGGGAUUCCCAUUGCAUUUAGCGAAGACUGCUAAAUCUUUGGAAUGUGUUUUACACUAUGCGUUUUUGACUCCUGUCUCUUAUAAUGGAAUCACUCAAGAAAUGUAUAACUUCCAAGCCAGCAUGGAGAGGAGAAGUACUUACCCUGACCAACAGUGUGAGAACACUCUGAAAAUUGUGAGCAUGUGAAUACUGUGUGUUGACGAGAAAAAAAUCCAAACCUGUCCUGUAACCAACAAGGGAACAAAAGUUAAUGAAAUUUCAGUCGAUGAAGGUGGAUGAGGAUGGAAAUUUGGAACUCAAAUAAAAAGUUGACCAAACAGGUCAACCAAGCCUUUUAGGAUAUAUUAUAAGGAACUUGAAACCCUCCCUUUGUUCCUUCUUGUUUUAAAAAAGAUGCCGAAGGAUGAAGGGUGAGGCUGAUUCCCCAUAAGCCUGCACUCUUUCUGGCUCUGAAAGGAGAGAUGGAGGGAGGAAAGAGAGAGGCGGGUGGAGAUGAACAAAUAAUGUACUUUUCAUAUAAGAAGAAAAAAGACAGCAAGAGAGAAAUGACUGACAUCUGACAUCUGUUGUCAUAAAGACCCUACGCACAUACUGCCCAGAGGAGGAAGAGGAAAAAUAAGCCACACGGAAAGAAUGAUUUUAAAUUAUUUAUUUUUGCGUGUUUUACUUUCACCCUCCAUUCUUUUUUUUUUUACUUUCCUCCGGUCUGAGUUUUAAAGAAAUGUUCUGUUUGCCACCGGCAUAGUGGAGGGUGCACUAACCCUGUGAAUGUCAAAAACUUAUUGUUGCAAGUUGUAAGCACAUUUUGGUUCCACACAUUUAAUGAAAAUGUAUUUAUGUAUGUAUGUAUUUAUGUAUUUAUUUAUUAUUUCUUUAUUUGUCAUAUAUUUAUUUGUCAAGUAUUCGUUAAAGUUGUUUUUUUUUUUGUUUUGUUUUUUCACAACAAGUAGAAGACGGAUGGGAAAAAAUGGAAUUGCCACUUUCAAGAUAUCUGACGCUGCAGUGCAAACCAGCUUUCCUGAAAAAAACUGACAAUAACUUUGACUACUUUGUCUUUUACAGUCUAAAAACAUAUGCUGCAGAAAUUCCUUUCAUCAUUAUCUUGUGUUUUUACCCAUUUUGUUCUUUUUGUUCACUCAUUACUGUUUGCUCCAUAGAUGUUCAUAUACUACACCACUUUAAAAAUAUUCCAUGUGCACACACACAGUGAGUGAUAAGACCCCGCAUAGAUACAGUUUGAGUUUGAACAAAAGUCUUGCCAUAUUUAUUUGUGCUGAGUCACUCAGUCUUUUUUUGUUCUGUCUUUUGGGUGUUUCUGACUGACAUCUAAGGCAAAAUAUAGCAGGAUGACAAGCUGCUGGAAUGUUACACCAUUAGUUUGAAAUAUUUGUGGGUGAAUCAGAUAAACUGAAGACAGACACAUCCCCUGCCUUUCAAAAUAUGAGUCUGUUUUGAGCUAGGCUAGUCUUAGGUUGGCUAUGCCUCUUUCUCUGUCGGUCAGUAACUUUAGAGCAGACUAAAAUGACUUAACCACCCCUGAAACCAUUGCCACUAUAUUUUGAAACUUUAAAUUACUGUCAAACACCUGCAAAAUUGGCAUUUGUGCUUGGAGCUAACUAGUAAAUGUUAGCAUGCUAACAAGUAAAGCUAACGGGUUUCACAUGCGAGUCAUUGUACCUUUUAAACCAGAGAUAGAUUGCAUAAAACAUGGGCGCCUUCUCAGUAACAUUAUCAGUUGAUUUCUGUGAAGCAGAGUGAUUCAAUGAUGAGGUCGCUGUAUUAGAAACAGAGACACCAUCUAAUAUUUGGCUAAUCUAGAGACUGGCAAGGAGGUCGAGCUCAGGCAGGUGUAGCCAGCAGACAAACAUCUACAUCACCCCCACCUGUCAGUCAAAUCACUCACUCACCUAUUUAUGAAAAAAUAAGCCUUGACAUAAAUCCUUGAAUUCUAGAGGAAUUAUAAAAAAUCAUCACCAUACUCUUUUAAUAAGUAGAAAUAUAUGGGCUCCACUGGGGUUAACCUCACCUUUGGAGCCAGCUCUAGGUAGACACAUUAAUGACUGCAUUUUUUUAUUUUACCACCCCAAAGGUUGCUGCUUCUUCCAGACAGUAGCAAUUAAGCAUUAUUUCUGUAAGUAUGUUAGCAUGCUAAUGUUAGCAUUUAGCUCAAGCAGUGCUCUAGCAAGUACAGCCUCUCAAAGAAGCUAGCAUGGCUGUUUACUUUUAGCCUGAAUUACAAGCUAAACCAUGAAUGCAUGUGUAUGUCUCUGAAUCAGUCCCAGGGAACUCUAGGUGUUUAGCUCAUGCAAACUCCACUGGUAUCAUUCUACAUCUUUAGCUGACUUUACUAUAGUCUUCACACACUCAGCACAUUAAGCUGAAAGAGCUUAACUAGAAUGGAAGAAACACUAUCAAGUGGCAGUUUCUUUGACAUACUCUGGUCUCUUUAAGGCAUCCUGAAAUUCCUGAAAAGCAGGAAAAUGUUAUCCAUGUAGUUUAGUUCCGGGGACUCUGUUUCAUCCACAAGAACAGACUGAUUGAUCAAGAAAGGUUUCUUCCAUUUUAUUUUCUUAUUGGACAAUAAUGGCUUGACCUCUAUUUGUAACCAGCGGCUUUCUUUUUCUCAUCCUGGUGCUCAAGUGGGCCUCCCUGGAAAAUCCAGACACUGAGGUGCUCACUUUUGAAAAGGCAGAGGUCAAGGGGGUUUCAAGUUACAGUCACAUUACCAAAGGAAGCAGGAGGUCAGGGUUCAAGUCAGUCUAAGUCAAGUUUACCCUCUUAAAUCCCUUUUAGAUAAAAGAUACAAGUUAACAAGAAGAGCAAACAAAGACAGGAGAAAAAGUGGCUGCUUCCACUUUUGUAGUAAACUUUCAUUCAAACACAGCGGGACUCUCGGCACGUUUGUGGCUGAGACUUCCUGUUGAGAGAAAUCUCACCCCUCCCUUCCUCCCUUUCUCAUUCCUACUUUACCCCACCAGCCAUCCAUGGACUUAACAUUUUCUACAACCCCCAUCCCUCCUAUUUGUAUCUCCAAAACCCCAACUGCACAUAUCUCAGCCCUUAUAUAAUCAUCCCCUCCCCUUAUAUACAUUUUAUACACUGUAUACUCAACGCAGAUGCUGUAUACAUUUGUAUAUGCUGUAUCUCUGUCUGUCUCCAUUGUAUGCCAUCCAUAUCUAUGUAGCCUUCACUAUCUUUUAUCGACACUGUAGUCACAACUUUCUCUCAUCAUUAUUGCUCAUUCUUCUUCUGCAGUUACGACUGUAUGACUAUAAUCUCUUGUCUCCAGCCCAUAUUAUCCUCCACCCCUGCCACACCUCACCACGCCCUACCCAUGACCACUCCCCCCAUAUUAUCAGCUUCCACUCUACACUGAAAUGAUUUUUUUUUUUUCACUCUGGAGGUGAAGUUAGAAAUAAUCUAGAGGGAGGAGGUGUGUGGAGGAGGGUGAGUCAAGAAAACUGCUUACAUGAUUGAUAAUGACAACGACAAAGAGAAAUGUCUGUAGUAUAAUUACAAAAAAGGAAAAGUGCACUAUUAUGACAAUGAUUAUUAUUGCCUGUGAGAAUACUGACCAAUAAAUAAUGGAAAAUA
This is a messenger RNA of Notolabrus celidotus (New Zealand spotty), 8800 nucleotides long. RefSeq names its product serine/threonine-protein kinase BRSK1. Gene Ontology annotation, cellular component: cytoplasm. NCBI's taxonomy places the organism in Eukaryota, Metazoa, Chordata, Actinopteri, Labriformes, Labridae. Gene Ontology annotation, biological process: microtubule cytoskeleton organization; protein phosphorylation; intracellular signal transduction. Gene Ontology annotation, molecular function: tau-protein kinase activity; protein serine/threonine kinase activity; ATP binding. The record is from RefSeq and is a predicted model, not a curated record.